Messenger RNA from Sphaeramia orbicularis (orbiculate cardinalfish), 4369 nucleotides. RefSeq names its product ubiquitin specific peptidase 45 (gene usp45). The record is from RefSeq and is a predicted model, not a curated record. Gene Ontology annotation, biological process: protein deubiquitination. NCBI's taxonomy places the organism in Eukaryota, Metazoa, Chordata, Actinopteri, Kurtiformes, Apogonidae. The transcript is spliced from 18 exons. Gene Ontology annotation, molecular function: cysteine-type deubiquitinase activity; zinc ion binding. Bases 313 to 2697 code for a protein of 794 amino acids.
AUCUGAGCUGCCGUAGUGCGUCACAUGUUGACUGAUGUUGCUUGUGAAUGCUAACGUUAGCCUGAUAAAUUGAGAAAGUCAAAGAUAUUAACAUAUACCUUAAACUAUAUAGAGUAUUCCCCUGUCGUAUCGUUACUCUUUGCUUGAUGUUGAAGUAUUAACAUAUUUCUACGCAUCGUUGAGAAUUCCACACGUGGAUUGUUUGUUUUGACAGGCUAAUGUAGCUCCAGUUUGCUAGCCAGGAAGAGUUCACUGUUGGCUGCAGGUUAGCUAACACUGUCAACAUAGGAGCUAAAAUAAAGAGCACUCCAGAUGCGGCUAAAAGACCCCUUCUCUUUGAAAGCCGCCGACAUGACUAAGCGGACUAACAAACCGCGAAAACCUCGAGAUGAGGAGUCAUCAGAUGAAGUCAGUGGGCUGACAUGCCAACAUGUGAGUAAGGCAGUGGAUCUGAACUCAGUGAAGAAGUCGGUGCUGUCCUGCGUUUGGUCGGUGUGCUCAGAGUGCUUAAAGGAAAGAACCAUGAUCGACGGAGAGCCAGCGGCUUCGCAUGACAUCCUGGUCUGCCUCAAGUGUGGAUACCAGGGCUGUAACCAGUCAGGGAUUCAACACGCUGUAAAGCACCACCAAGCUUUCCAUCCAGAGUCUCACUGCAUCACCAUCAGCCUGAGCACCUGGAAGGCCUGGUGUUUUGAAUGUAACGAGGAGCUCUCCACUCACUGUAACAAGAAGGCUUUGGCUCAGACCCUGGACUUCCUACAAAAACACUCUGUCAAGGCAACAUCAGCAGCAUCACCGAAGAUCAUCAAACUACGAGAGGAAUCAUCAGAUUAUGGCGAUGCAUCCAGAGGCAGAAGCUCAGUCAUCAACAGCUCACUGGUUCCCGUCAAAGGCAUCACUAACCUUGGAAACACCUGUUUCUUCAAUGCCGUUAUGCAGAAUCUGUCCCAGACGCACAUGCUCAUUGACCUCAUCCAGGAGGUGAAGGAGAAAGGGUACAAACUGAGGAUCUGCCCCCCAGUCGAGACCAAUCUGAGUUCACUGACUGUAUUGCUGCCCGGUCCAGAGCCUCUGACAGCCGCCAUGUUUUCCUUCCUCCAAAGCAUGAAAGAAUCAGGAAAAGGUCCAAUCAAUCCCAAGAUCCUCUUCAACCAGCUCUGUCAAAAGGCUCCACGCUUCAAGGGUUACCAACAGCAGGACAGCCAGGAGCUUCUGCACUAUCUGCUGGACUCAAUACGAGUCGAGGAAACAAAGAGGGUGAAAGCAGGCAUUCUGAAGGCGUUCAACAAUCCCACAGAGAAGACGGCGGACGAGGAGACCAAACGCCAAGUCAAAGCAUACGGGAAAGAAGGUGUGAAAAUGAACUUUGUUGACCGCAUCUUUGUAGGCGAGCUGACCAACACUAUCAUGUGUGAGGAGUGUGAACAUAUCUCCACAGUGAAAGAGGCUUUCAUAGAUAUCUCUUUACCCAUCAUAGAGGAACGGACGUCAAAACCAUCAAACCCCGGACGACUGGGGAAGGGCGGCCGGGAGCAGGACAGUCACAUGACUCACAAUGACCAGGUUAUUUCUGCUGCUCAUUCUGUCAACAGGAACACAAGGAAGAUGAGUGGACAGAAGCUCCAGGGCCGUAGAUCUUCCAGCUCUUUGGAGGAAAAAGGAGCAGGGUGUGGAGCGGAGCGAGCAGAGGAGGAGGGUGUGGCCGGUGGAUCGGCCCGCGGUGCCUCCGUCUGUAAAAUGGCGGCUGCCGGCAGCCUAUCAGACGGCAGCGAAAGAGACUCUGGUCCUCAGGACAGCAGUAACGACGCCGACAGCGAGGCCUCAGAGAGCGAGUGGGCUCCUCGCACCUCCUCCUCCUCCUGCCACGGACACCUGUCCACGCCUUCAUCCAGCUCCACCCUCACCCCAUCCCCGACCCCGUCAUCCUCCUCCAGGUCAGGGGGCACCGUAGAGCAGCUCGUCACGAUGGUCUCUAAGGUCAACCUGGGGUUCACGUCUGGAGACUGUUCCCCAGAGGAGCAGCCGGAAACGCAACGAGACAACGUCCACCAUCAGCACCAGCAGGGGGCGUUCCAGGCGCUGUCCCACAGCUACACGCCCAGCUCCAAGGAGUGCUCCAUCCAGUCCUGCCUCCACCAAUUUACCUCCGUCGAGCUGCUCAUGGGUAACAACAAGCUGCUGUGUGAGAGCUGCACCGAACGGCGGCAGAAGCAGCUGCGCAAGAGCAGCUCGUCAGACAAGAAGUUGGAGAAGAUUUACACCAGUGCCAGGAAACAAAUGUUAAUAUCGUCGCUGCCUCCCGUCAUCACGUUGCAUCUGAAACGCUUCCACCAGGCAGGAAUGAACCUACGGAAAGUCAACCGCCAUGUGGACUUUCCACUGAUCCUGGAUCUGGCUCCAUUCUGCUCAGCUUCCUGCAAGAACUUGGCGGCAGGUGAGCGCGUCCUCUACAGCUUGUAUGGGAUCGUCGAACACAGCGGAUCGAUGCGGGGGGGCCACUACACGGCGUAUGUCAAAGUCCGAUCCCCCCAGAGGAAAACGGAACAACACCACAGGAACAUGCCAGGUGCGAGGGAGGCGGGCGCCGCCCCUCAGGUCCAGUGGGUGUACGUCAGCGACACCACGGUCCAGACGGUACCGGAGUCACGGGUACUCAACUCUCAGGCUUACCUGCUUUUCUACGAGGAACUGCUGUAACACGACCAACUCGAGUUUUAUUCCUUCAGAUGUUUUCCGCCGUACACACUCACGGUGCAGCCUGUACUGCUCCUCUCAUCUCUGAGGCGGUGAAACGAUGAAAAGGGAAGGACUGUGCACUCGCUUUUCUUACAUGAGAGGACUGACCAUUGUGUCAUCUCCAUUCAAUUCUCUAAGCACUUAAAAGAUUAGACAUGUAAAAGAUUAUCAAAUACUGUUGAAUUUAUUGUUUUAAAUCCAGGUUUGGUUUAAAAAUAAUAAUAAUAAUAAUAUUAAUAAUAAUCCUCUGCCCUUUAAAACAAUCAGGAUUAAACACGAGUCUUUAAACCUGAGCUGUUCUUCCUACAGUUAUAAACUGCAUGACGUUUGCAAACUAACAGGAAACAAGCGAAACGGCCGCAUGCUUAACCACGCUCAGCGUCGACUAGUUGAUGUCAUUUGUGUGUAUGAACGAAUGUGAGACAGAAGAAUGUAGUUUCAAGGUGCUAUGUGUAUCAUCGUCACAUCAGAACAUUACAUAAAACCAUCAGGAUGAAACAACGCCUCUGUCACUGAUCCACUUUGUAGAUUAGAAGCAAUAUCCAACGACAGAGUCUGUGGAAAUAAGGCUGUACGUUUCAGUUCUAAUGAUCCAUUUUCCUUUUCCAGUUUAUUUCUGUUAAACUAUUCAUUACAUUCAUGUGUAACACUGUCUUAAAGUGCUACACAUAGCACCUUUUUAAGGAGUAGCACAACAGUUACUUUACCUAUGUACAUAGGUAUGGAUUUAGUUUUGUUUUUUUGUUUUUUUUACAUCAGAAUGUAUUAAUGUAAGACUAUCAGUGAAUUACAUUUUGCCAAAGACAAGUUUUGCAGCUCCACAUCAGAGCAAAAAAGGAAAACCAAACACAAGGCGUUUACUUCAUGCAGUUUCUUUAACAUUUCUUCUUUCAAGGUCAUCAGUGCGAGUGUUGUUGCACAAACAACAUCUCAGUGUUUAUUACAGCACCUUAUCUGCCUUCAUUGUACUUAGCGUGUCCCUACUCCAUGUAGGCACAUACAUGACCCAUUUGGACAUACUACAAAGAGUCAGCGCUGCCUCAGACUGAUGAUAUUUCCUCAUACUCUCAACAAGCAAAAAAAAAAAAAGUUUAAAAAAAAAGUCUUACUAGAAAAACAUCUUUGCUGUAAUGUGCAUGGGUUAAUGUUAAAUGAAUGUAUUACCUUUUGAAAAUGUCUGUUAAAAUGAGCUCUUCAUCUUUUUCUGUGAAACUAUUUUAGAUUUUUCAUGUUUCCUGCUUGUUGGUGAAUUGCCAAACGUAUAGAAGGGAAAGAGUUAAACAUAUGCAGAGCAUCUAGACCAUGAAACAAGGAUAAAUUCAGUGCCUAUGCUUCAGGUUUAAGAAACCUGCGCAUGGUGAAUAGGAAAAUAUAUGCAGAGUCAAAUGCAGAGACGGUUGUGUGGGUAUUUAUGUACAAUAGAAUUUACUGAAAGCAAAUAAAGCAUAUGUAACUGUAUAUAUAUGACAAACAAUACAAAAAUCAUGGUGCUUCAGGCGUGCAGGGUUUUUCCUCCAGAUCAGGUUUUUGUUUUCAGAUAAUCACUUACCUUCAAUUCUGAAAUGAUGAACAUUUGGAAUGAGCAUAACUACAUAUUGUAUGAAAACAAAAUAAAUCUAAUUUAUGAAGUGAA